AGCGGUGGCCGGUCGGGGGAUAGCGUCCCGCGGCUCCGGACCCGGGCCGGACAUGGGCGCGGUCCGGGGUUCCUUGCGAGGCGCGCUGCUGCUUCUCCUGGGCGUAGCGGGGGUCGCGGAGGGGGCAGGGGGCCUGGUCCCGGGCAGUGCGGGUGCAUUGUGCUGUAAUCAUUCAAAGGAUAACCAAAUGUGCCGUGAUGUGUGUGAACAGAUAUUCUCCUCAAAAAGUGAAUCCCGACUAAAACAUCUGUUACAGCGAGCCCCAGAUUAUUGCCCUGAGACAAUGGUUGAAAUUUGGAGUUGUAUGAAUUCAUCUUUGCCAGGUGUGUUUAAGAAGUCUGAUGGCUGGGUUGGCCUAGGCUGCUGUGAACUGGCUAUCACCUUGGAGUGUCGGCAGGCCUGCAAGCAGGCAUCUUCAAAAAAUGAUAUUUCUAAAGUUUGCAGAAAAGAAUAUGAGAAUGCUCUUUUCAGUUGCAUUAGCAGAAAUGAAAUGGGAUCAGUUUGUUGCAGUUAUGCAGGCCAUCACACAAACUGCCGAGAAUACUGUCAAGCCAUUUUUCGAACAGACUCUUCCCCUGGCCCAUCUCAGAUCAAAGCAGUGGAAAACUAUUGUGCCUCUAUUAGUCCACAAUUAAUACACUGUGUGAACAAUUACACCCAAUCUUAUCCAAUGAGGAACCCAACAGAUAGUUUAUAUUGCUGUGACAGAGCUGAAGACCAUGCUUGCCAAAAUGCCUGCAAGAGAAUUCUGAUGUCUAAGAAAACAGAAAUGGAGAUUGUGGAUGGCCUCAUCGAGGGUUGUAAGACCCAGCCCUUGCCUCAGGAUCCUCUUUGGCAGUGUUUUCUCGAAAGCUCACAAUCUGUUCACCCUGGAGUCACUCUACACCCUCCUCCCUCUACAGGCCUCGAUGGGGCUAAAUUGCAUUGUUGUUCUAAAGCAAAUACUUCAACAUGUAGGGAACUGUGCACUAAACUUUAUAGCAUGAGCUGGGGCAAUACACAGAGUUGGCAAGAGUUUGAUCGCUUUUGUGAAUAUAAUCCAGUGGAAGUGUCCAUGUUGACCUGUUUAGCAGAUGUUCGGGAACCUUGUCAGUUGGGCUGUAGAAACCUUACUUACUGUACUAAUUUUAACAACAGGCCAACAGAACUUUUCCGGAGUUGUAAUGCUCAGUCAGAUCAAGGAGCCAUGAACGACAUGAAGCUGUGGGAAAAAGGAAGCAUAAAGAUGCCAUUUAUCAACAUACCUGUUCUUGACAUUAAAAAGUGCCAGCCAGAAAUGUGGAAAGCAAUAGCUUGUUCACUGCAGAUUAAACCUUGUCAUAGUAAAUCCCGGGGAAGUGUUAUUUGCAAAUCAGAUUGUGUGGAGAUUCUUAAGAAAUGUGGGGACCAGAACAAAUUCCCUGAAGACCACACAGCUGAAAGUAUUUGUGAGCUUCUGUCACCUACAGAUGACCUGGAGAGUUGUAUACCUUUGGAUACAUACCUCAGGCCAAGUACUUUAGGUAACAUUGUGGAAGAAGUGACUCAUCCCUGUAACCCAAGUCCUUGCCCCACUAGUGAGCUCUGUGAGGUAAACCGGAGAGGGUGUCCAUCUGGAGAUCCCUGCCUGCCAUACUCUUGUGUUCAAGGUUGCAAAUUGGGAGAAGCCUCUGAUUUUAUCGUCCGUCAAGGGACACUAAUUCAGGUGCCAUCAUCUGCAGGGGAAGUUGGUUGUUAUAAAAUUUGCUCAUGUGGACAAAGUGGACUCUUAGAAAACUGCAUGGAUAUGCACUGUAUAGACCUUCAGAAGUCUUGUAUUGUUGGAGGAAAAAGAAAAAGUCAUGGAACAUCCUUUAAUAUCGACUGCAAUGUCUGUUCUUGCUUUGCUGGCAAUUUGGUGUGUUCUACCCGCCUGUGCAUCAGUGAGCACAGUUCAGAAGAUGACCAUCGCACCUUCACAGGUAACUGGUCACCCAGAAGCUGUCCUCAAUGGGCCAUCAUCCCUUUGUAUUUAUUUUGCCCUUCAAGGCGGCUUCUCCAGUCUUGCCUUAACUGCAAAU
Molecule: messenger RNA, 2039 nt
Organism: Ceratotherium simum simum (southern white rhinoceros)
Lineage: Eukaryota; Metazoa; Chordata; Mammalia; Perissodactyla; Rhinocerotidae
Source: RefSeq, a predicted model, not a curated record